AUGUGGGAACGGAACUACCCUGAAGCCGCCGAUGGGUUCACCGGUACCAUGACCAUACCUAGAGAGCUCAGAAUAGUAAAUGGCCAGCUUGUGCAGAAACCCGUAGUAGAAAUUGGCAACAUCAAGGGUAAUAAAGUUUCGGCGACAGAGGGAAAUUAUACUCUAUCUGACAAAGCCGGAGAAGUUAAUGUUGUUGCCGACGGUCGUACGGACUUUGAACUGUACAUUGCGUCCAGUAAUGUAACAGUGACGAUAUCUUACGAUGCAGCGAACGGCAAGGUGACGCUGGACCGCGGAGGCUCCGACGGUGUUCGUCGCACGGAUUGGAGACCUGCAGGGCGCGGGCAGCUGAAAUGGAGAAUCUUUGUGGACGCGAGCUCUAUUGAGCUGUUCUGCGGAGAGGGCGAGGUGAGUUUCUCGAGCCGAUUCUUCCCUGCAGAUGCCGUGACCAUUUACCAACGUGGCGGAGCAUCGGUAUUCAAGGUCCGCGACAUUGUACGCAGCAUGCCUCGACCGACAUGA
Messenger RNA from Cydia fagiglandana, 522 nucleotides. RefSeq names its product sucrose-6-phosphate hydrolase-like. The transcript has a single exon. The coding region runs from base 1 to 522 and encodes 173 amino acids. NCBI's taxonomy places the organism in Eukaryota, Metazoa, Arthropoda, Insecta, Lepidoptera, Tortricidae. The record is from RefSeq and is a predicted model, not a curated record.